This is a messenger RNA of Hyla sarda, 4409 nucleotides long. RefSeq names its product phosphoribosylformylglycinamidine synthase (gene PFAS). The transcript has 29 exons. The coding region runs from base 126 to 4121 and encodes 1331 amino acids. Gene Ontology annotation, molecular function: phosphoribosylformylglycinamidine synthase activity. The record is from RefSeq and is a predicted model, not a curated record. Gene Ontology annotation, biological process: 'de novo' IMP biosynthetic process. Lineage: Eukaryota; Metazoa; Chordata; Amphibia; Anura; Hylidae.
CUGAGCUCAAUGUCUGAUCCUCCUCCCUCUCCUCCCACAACCCUCAUCCUCCUCCCGCUCCUCCCAUAACCCUCAUCCUCCUCCCAUAACCCUCAUCCCUUCUGUGUGUUUCCCCUGUGCAGCACAUGGUUCAGGUUCCUAGAGCGGUAAAGAUGGUGGUUAUACACUUUUAUUGCUCCUUCCAGGCGUCUGAUGAUUCCCUGCGCCUGUCUGGGGCCCAGAACAUCCGGACCGUGCAGAGGGAGCUGUGCUACAACGUCAACUGGACGGGUGACUCUCCACCCACCUCUGAGCAGGUGGAUGUCCUGCGCUGGCUCUUUAGUUGCCCUUUUGAUCCCCAGAGCAUCUCAGACACGACUUUUCUUCACCCUGAACCAUUGGACCUGCUGGUGGAGGUAGGACCCAGGUUGAAUUUCUCUACAGCGUCUUCUACCAAUGCCGUGUCAAUCUGUCGCUCUAUUGGACUGACCAACGUCAACCGCAUUGAAUGUUCUAAGCGAUAUCUGAUGAAGUUUCAAGGAGAAGUGGAGGAGAGCGAGAAGCAGAGGCUGGUGUCUUCUCUGUACGAUCGGAUGACGGAGUGCGUCUAUCUGGAGCCCGUAAGAAGCUUUGAGAUCUCAGUGCGGCCGGAGUCGGUGUAUGAGGUGGACGUGAUAGGACUGGGGAGACCGGCGCUAGAAGCGGCAAACACCGAGCUGGGUCUUGCCUUCGACUCCUGGGACCUGGACUAUUACACCGCCCUCUUCCAGCGCGUUGGCCGUAACCCAAGCAGCGUGGAGUGCUUUGACUUGGCUCAAUCUAACAGUGAACACUCCCGCCACUGGUUCUUUAAGGGCAGGCUCCUGGUAGACGGGCAGGAGAAGUCGCACUCGCUGUUCGACCUCAUCAUGAAGACCCAGGAGACCAGCAACCAGAACAACGUCAUCAAAUUCUGUGACAACAGUAGUGCUAUCCAAGGAAAGGAAGUGACCAGCCUGAUCCCCACCGAUCCCUCACGCCCGGGCCCCUACAGGCAGACGGGCUCCACCCGUCACCUCAUCUUUACUGCCGAGACCCAUAACUUCCCUACAGGAGUAGCUCCAUUUAGUGGCGCCACCACCGGCACUGGAGGUCGUAUCCGUGAUGUACAGAGCACAGGGAAGGGGGCCCACGUUAUAGCGGGCACUGCGGGUUACUGCUUUGGCAAUCUGCACAUCCCAGGAUAUUCUCUUCCAUGGGAAGACGCCUCCUACCAAUAUCCAGUCCAGUUUGCUCGGCCUCUGGAAAUCGCCAUUGAAGCCAGUAAUGGAGCCUCAGAUUACGGCAAUAAGUUUGGAGAGCCGGUACUGGCAGGAUUCGCUCGAUCCUUCGGCCUUCGUCUGCCCUCGGGGGAGAGAAGAGAGUGGGUGAAGCCGAUCAUGUUCAGCGGAGGCAUUGGCGCCAUGGAAGAUCUUCACCGCACCAAAGACGCACCGGAAGCUGGGAUGCACGUUGUGAAGAUCGGGGGGCCCGUCUAUAGGAUUGGUGUGGGGGGAGGUGCUGCUUCUUCUAUACAAGUCCAGGGGGACAAUGCUAGUGAACUUGACUUUGGAGCUGUACAGCGAGGAGAUGCGGAGAUGGAGCAGAAGAUGAACCGUACCGUCCGCGCCUGUGUGGAGAGAGGGGCCCAGAACCCCAUCUGUAGUAUCCACGACCAGGGGGCUGGUGGGAACGGUAAUGUACUGAAGGAGCUGAGCGAGCCUCAAGGUGCCGUCAUCUAUACAAAGAACUUCCAGUUAGGAGACCCCACUUUGAGUGUCCUGGAGAUCUGGGGGGCUGAGUACCAGGAAUCCAAUGCUCUGCUCGUCCGUCCAGAAGAUGUGGCCUUCCUGCACUCGGUGUGUCGUAGAGAGAGGUCUCCAGUGGACUUUGUGGGCAGGAUCACAGGAGACGGCAGGAUUGUGUUGGUGAAUGGCAGUGAGAGCGAUCCUGCUCCUGAUCACAGUGACCGGAAUAGUGUCCCGGUGGACCUGGAGCUGGAGUGGGUCCUGGGGAAGAUGCCUCGUAAGGAGUUUGCGUUAAAUCGUGUCAAUCCCAAUCUCCGAUCAUUAACUCUCCCAGAAAACCUCAGCAUCCGCCAAGCACUCGAGCGCGUCCUGAGAUUGCCGUCUGUGGCUAGCAAGCGAUAUCUAACAAACAAGGUGGAUCGAUCGGUCACUGGUCUUGUGGCCCAGCAGCAGUGUGUGGGGCCACUUCACACACCCCUGGCUGAUGUUGCGGUUAUCUCGCUGUCCUACACAGACACUGUAGGUGGCGCUACAGCUAUUGGGGAGCAGCCAAUCAAAGGCCUCCUGGAUCCGGCGGCAGGGGCCCGCAUGGCGGUGGGCGAGGCUCUCACCAACCUGGUGUUUGCCCUAGUCACUGAUUUGAAGGAUGUAAAGUGCAGUGGUAACUGGAUGUGGGCGGCCAAGCUUCCCGGUGAAGGUGCCGCACUGUACGACGCCUGUGUGGCCAUGUGUGACGUCAUGGCGCAGAUCGGUAUUGCGGUGGAUGGAGGGAAGGACUCGCUCAGCAUGGCCGCUAGAGUCGGAGAGGAGACUGUGAAGGCCCCAGGAUCUCUGGUGGUCUCUGUGUACGCAGUGUGCCCUGAUAUCACUGCGACGGUCACCCCGGACCUAAAGAACCCGGGGCAGAAGGGCGUCCUCCUCUAUGUGCCCCUCAGCCCCGGGAGGCAUCGUCUCGGGGGCAGCGCCCUGGCUCAGUGCUAUUCCCAGCUCGGAGAGCAGUCCCCCGACCUCGAGGACCCCAACACCUUGGUCGCCUGCUUCAGGGUCACUCAGCAGCUUAUAAGAGAGCGUGUGGUGAGCGCCGGUCACGACGUGAGCGAUGGCGGCCUCAUCACGUGUCUACUGGAGAUGGCCUUUGCUGGGAACUGCGGUCUGGAUGUGGCGUUCUCCUCUCCGGAUGUCAGCGCUCUGGAUCUGCUCUUCUCGGAGGAGUUGGGCCUCGUCCUGGAAGUCCCUGAAGCCUCAUCUGAUGGGGUUAUAGACCAGUAUAGAGCAUCAGGGCUCCGGUGUGACCGUAUAGGACGUACCCAGGGAAGGGGCCCAGGCUCUAUGGUUAGGGUUUGUGUCAAUGAGGAGGAGGUGCUGUGUGAUGAGGUUUCGGCGCUGCGUGCUCUGUGGGAGGAGACGAGUUUCCAGCUGGAGCGAUUGCAGGCCAGCCCCAGCUGUGUGUCCCAGGAGGAGGCGGGGCUCCGUAAGAGGGAGGGGCCAAACUACAGACUGACCUUCAACCCCUCAGAAAAGCCUCCUGUGCCAUCUCUGAGAGGCUCCGCCCAGUUUCGUGUAGCUGUUGUACGUGAAGAGGGCAGUAAUGGUGACCGGGAGAUGGCGGCCGCGCUGAUGAUGGUCGGGUUUGAGGUCUGGGAUGUCACCAUGGAAGAUCUCCUGUCCGGAGGAACCACCCUGGACCUCUUCAGGGGGCUGAUAUUUGUUGGGGGCUUCAGCUACGCAGAUGUUCUGGGCUCCGCGAAAGGUUGGGCGGCGUCUGUGAAGUUUAAUACUGGUGUCCGGGACCAGUUUGAGUCAUUUCGCUGUCGGUCAGAUACGUUCAGUCUUGGGAUCUGUAAUGGCUGCCAGCUGAUGGCACUACUAGGCUGGGUAGGAGCUGAUGGUCCGGCAGUUCCAGGAGAUCUCCCCUCACAAGGAGUCUUACUGAGCCACAACCUCUCCGGCCGGUUCGAGUCUCGGUUCGUGACUGUGAAGAUAGAAGAGAGUCCGUGUGUCCUGCUGCAGGGGAUGGCCGGGUCAUCACUCGGGGUGUGGGUGGCACAUGGAGAAGGUCUUAUGAGAUUCCGGUCAGAGAAGCUUCGCGAUCAUGUGACCUCUCGUCAUCUGGCUCCUCUUCGCUACGUAGACGACCAUAACCUCCCCACCGAGGAGUACCCCAUGAACCCGAACGGUUCUCCUCUUGGGAUUGCCGGGCUGUGCUCGGAGGACGGACGCCAUCUGGCCAUGAUGCCGCACCCGGAGCGCUGCGUCCUGAAGUGGCAGUGGCCCUGGAUGCCGGAGGACUGGAGGACCCUGGAGGCGUCACCCUGGAUCAGGCUCUUUGAGAACGGUUACCGCUGGUGUCUGACCUCUGGUGCUGCCCGACCAUGAUAAUGAUAUAGUAGAUUAUCGAUCGAUCGGGCUGGAUGUAAUUAGGAUGACAUUAGGAUAGUGCUGGCUUCAUAUUCACUGUACAACACUAUAGCACAGUACUGUACAGUAUAAGCAAUACAAUGAUUGCUUAGAAUAGUCCCCUAUGGGGACUUAAAAAGUGUAAAAUAACGAAUAAAAAAAAAAUGUUUAAAAAUAUAUAUAAAAAAUUACUUCCUUAAUAAAAAUGAAAAUCCUUUGUCUUAUUUUUUAAAAUAAAGAAAUGUAAACAAUCCUGGUAUCACGUGA